AUGGAAGAUCCACCGUUGCAGAAGAUCGCGAUUUCCGGCCCCACACUCGCCUCCCUCAUCCAGCGCUUCUCCACCUCCCCCUCCGCCAUCCAUGGCCUCCUAUUCGGCCACGUCACCCACCUCCCCCUCACCCUCUCCGAUGACUCCUCCUCCUCCGCCCCCACCCUCCUCGCCACAGUUACCGGCUUCCUCUGCUCCCCCUCCUUCUACGACUCCUCCGGCACUGUUCUCCCCUCCGCCCUCCGUCCCCACUCCUCCCUCCUAGGCUGGUUCUCCGCUCGCCGCCGCUCCCCCCUUCGCCCCUCCAUGCGCGAGUUCUCCGUCACCUCCUCCCUCUCCUCUCUCUCUCAAUUCUCCUCCCCAAUCGAUAACUCAAACCCAAACCUAAACAACUCAAAUUACCGUGAACAACCUUUUCUCUUCCCUCCCUGCGUCUUCCUCCUCCUAGCUUCCCCUCCCUCCGACAACGCGCCCUCCUCGCAUGUGCACACGCACGAGUACCGCGCCUUCCAGUUCCGCACCGGGCCCCAGUGCUUCGAGCCCCGCUCCCUCGACGUCGUCAACAUCGGCCCCGCCUUCCGCGGCCACUACGGCGCCUUCAGCUCAAACUCGCGCCUCCCCGCUCUCGACUGCGGGCUCCGUGGCUCCCCCAUGGAUGAAGGCAGCGAUGAGAGACUUUCCGGGAUGAAGCAGGCCGCCAAGGACCAGAGGGAGCUCGACGGGUGCGCGGAGGGGUUUGAGAUUGGAAGAUUGAGCAGAAUGGUGGGGUCUGAUGCUAGGAGCUACACCGAGGGUUUGGAGGAGUUGUAUCAGAAAAUGCUUGUUAAAAUUCAGAAUUUGACCAGCUUGGUGGAGAAGAGUUCUGCUAUGGUUCUCGAGCAGGAAAACCAUAAUAGGAAGUUGAAACACAAAAUCUUAAGAUCUGCUGCCGCAGAAUAA
Sphenostylis stenocarpa is the source of this 939-nucleotide messenger RNA. The record is from the annotation of a GenBank genome assembly. NCBI's taxonomy places the organism in Eukaryota, Viridiplantae, Streptophyta, Magnoliopsida, Fabales, Fabaceae.